AUCUAACGUGAACCUUCACUGCCGUUGAAGAUUCACACGCGCUCACAAGUCACACAGGCAGCACUUUUGUGAUACAGCUCCUCGUAUCGCUGUCGGACUCUAAGAAACCGGUCGGAAAUUACCUGUUUCCACAUUAUCUGUGUCCUGGAUGAUUUAUGUUAAACUGAAAGCAAAAGGUUCUGGAGUGAUGUGGUCACAGUGAUGUCACUGAGUUGAAGUAGAGGCCGUCAUUAACAAUAUGGAGUCAGCGGAGAGGCUGGUGUCCCCGACUUCCAGUCAGACCUCUAUAAGAGCUGCGGCAAACCCAGAAGACUCGUCGCCAACAACACACAGCAAGAGCGGUCAUUUGUUCCGAAUGGUUGGCAAUCAGGGCUUGGGAAUUUCUUCAGUUUCCGGUGCCUUUCCCAUGAUCAAUCACCCAGCCUUCAGUCUGCACUCCUCUUCUCCUCUCCGAUCUGAAUUCGGUGGUCUGGGAACUCUGGGAAUGUCGGCUGCUUUGGCCGCCCGCUCUCAGCUCGGAGCUUUGCCAGAUUGGUGGCGUUCUGCAGACGCUCAGGGUCAAGGGUCAGCGGCCUUUUUUCCUCAUCUAUUGGGUCUGCCGGCAUUAUUCAGCAUGUCGUCGCUGAACCAUGAGCAAUCCCUCCUCCAGUCUCAUGCUCCCCGACGCACUCCUGCUAAAGCAGGUUUGAAUGGUUCAGUUAAUGGAAAAACAAACUCGAGCUCGGCCUCUUCUACACCCUCUCCAGCCCUCAAACCUCCAGAUCAGACCAAGAGCCUGAAAACCAGGCCAAAACCAGCACUAAACCAGCUAGAAGAGAAAACUAGACUCAAAACAAAGGACCAGAAGCUUCCUAGCAAGGUGCCAGAUGUCUCCAUCAACAGCGACAGCCAAUCAGCAUCCAGCUCUGACAGCUCAAGUGAUGCUCUUAGCAGUUCUGACUCAGACGACCUGGAGGAUGUUGACGACGAUGAUGAUGAUGAUGAUGAUGAUCAGAGUGAUGAUAGUGUGGACUUGGAAAAGUGCGGAAAAGAUCCGAAAGGUAUCCGAAAGCCGCCAUCGCACAUCCAGGCCUUCAGGCCCAUGGACGACCCCAGCACACAAACCAGUGUCAUCCAGGCUACAGGUCAAUCAGCCAGUGCAAAACCGCUCGAAUUAGUCACACAGCAGCGCAGAAACCGAGACGCAUCGUCCCCUAAAGACCUGCCUCUGUCCUUUCCAAAAACCGUCUCGCACUCAUCGUCUCCAAAACCACCUUCCCUCACCCCAUCGCCGAAGCCUCUGUCUCCGUCUUCCUCUCCCACACCGCCCUCCUCGAAAUCCACUCCUCUGCAGUCGGACCGUCUGAAGAAGUGCAAGAAUUACCUCGACGAGACCAUUAUCAAUAUCAGCAAACUCAAACAGCCAUCACUACCUCAGGAGCCGAUCAAACAGGCCUUUCCUCCGCCGUUGAGAGAUGCACAGGAACCACAGAGCAGCCAGAAACUUCCAUACAGUCCGUUCCUCCCGUCUCUUCCUACUGAGAACCACCAUCCCAGUGCAGUUCAGGACGCUCCUCUGGCCCUGAUUACCAAACAUCGCUGCCAGAGCACACGUGUCCCUGAUAAACCACUGCUGGCUGCCACCAGCCCCGCAUACAACACCCCCAUCAACCUCACCACCACGGCGGCCAGAGAGACGGGUCGGACCUCUACCUCACCUGGUCCAACUCCGAGAGCAGGCCGAGGGAAGGGCUGUAAAAUGGCACAGAGGACGGUGAAGAGAGAGAGACCAUCAUUGGUGGAGAACUUCAGGGGGGCGGAGUCUGACCUCCCCGACAAUAAAGAUUCCGAUGACUCAUUAAUGGAGGAUGAGGAUGAAAAUGACAUUUCAAACGACAGUCUCUCAGAUUCUGACAGCAAUUUAGACAGUGAUUCUGAUGAUGACGAUGGUAAAGAUGAAGAGCUGGACACAGAUUUAGAAAUGGACAGAACGCCACUCAAACUCACUAAUUCCUCAGCGUCUGUACUAGACUCCUCCCACAGCUCUAGCCCCGCCCCUCUCAAUCUACAGGUUCAUAAAACACCUGUCACAGCCACACCAACCGUUGUGACCAACUCUGGGAAUUCAGCCAAUCACAGCCCAUCUUUCUCAUCUCACAGUGUGUCUGCACCCCCAGGAAAAAGGAGAAGAGUCACAGAUGAGAGUGCACUACGGAAACCUCUAGAAUAUGGAUGGCAGAGAGAGACGCGCAUCACAAACGUGUCUGGACGUUUACGGGGAGAGGUGGCGUACUAUGCUCCAUGCGGCAGAAGGCUCAGACAGUACCCUGAUGUCAUCAAGUAUCUGACCAGAAAUGGAAUAAGCGACAUUACACGUGAUCAUUUUAGCUUCAGUACUAAAAUAAAGGUUGGUGACUUCUAUGAAGCCAGAGAUGGACCACAGGGGUUACAGUGGUGCUUGCUGAAAGAGGAGGAAGUCAUUCCUCGUAUCCUAGCGAUAGAAGGUCGGCGGGGUCGUCUGAAGAAUCUUGACCCUUUAAGCAGUCCUGCCGGUGACCCCGCUCGCUCUCGCAGGAAAGGCCGAGCACCUGACGAGAGUGAAGCCGAUGUUCUCAGCACCUCUGAGGCCAAACUACUGCGCAAACUGGAGGCUCAGGAAAUCGCACGGCAGGCGGCUCAGAUGAAGCUGAUGCGUAAGCUGGAAAAACAGGCACUGGCACGAGCGGCCAAAGAGGCCAGGAGACAGCAGGCAAUCAUGGCAGCAGAAGAGCGGCGGAAACACAAGGAACAAAUGAAGAUUCUCAAACAGCAGGAAAAGUUCAAGAGAAUCCAGCAGGUCCGUAUGGAGAAAGAACUCCGUGCUCGGCAGAUUUUGGAGGCUAAAAGAAGAAAGAAGGAAGAGGCUGCCAACGCCAAAAUACUAGAAGCUGAAAAACGAAUAAAGGAGAAGGAGCUCCGUAGACAGCAGGCCAUCAUCCUGAAGCACCAGGAGUUGGAGAGACAUAGACUAGAUAUGGUAUGGGAGCGAGAGAGACGUCGUCAGCAUGUGAUGUUGAUGAAGGCGAUGGAGGCCCGGAAGAAAGCUGAGGAGAAGGAACGUCUGAAACGAGAGAAACGAGAUGAGAAACGAUUGAACAAGGAGCGCAAGCUGGAGCUCAGGCGGCUUGAGCUGGAAAUGGCCAAAGAGCUGAACAAACCCAAUGAAGACAUGUGUCUGUCAGACCUGAAGCCUCUGCCAGCGCUGUCACGGAUAGCGGGUCUGGUGUUGCCGGGCGGAUGUUUCUCAGACUGUCUAAUGGUGAUGCAGUUCCUGCGCUGUUUUGGAAAGGUCCUGGGGUUUGACCUCAGUGCUGACAUGCCGUCACUCGGCGCGCUGCAGGCAGGGCUGUUGAAUGUGGGUGACAGCAUGGGCUUUAUCCAAGACCUGCUGGUGCGGAUGCUGUCUGCUGCGGUGUGUGACCCGGGACUGCCUCCAGGACACAGGGCUAAGACGGCUCUGGGAGAUCAUGUGACUAACAUUGGCUUGAACCGGGACAAUGUUUCCGAGGUGCUACAGAUCUAUAUGGAAGCUCACUGUGGACAGACCGAGUUGGCGCCGCUGGCCGAGAGCUUGAAGACCAAAGCUUUCCAGGCCCACACACCCUCUCAGAAAGCAUCUAUACUGGCCUUCCUGGUCAAUGAGCUGUCCUGCAGCAAGACUGUGGUCAGUGAGAUUGAUAAAAACAUUGACAACAUGACCAACCUGCGACGAGACAAAUGGUUGAUUGAGGGGAACCUGCGGAAACUGAGGAGCAUCUACGCUAAGAGGACGGGAAAGCGGGAAAGCAGUGUUGGAGGAGAGGAGGGUCACGCCGUCGGUACGCCUGUGAACAGCCGUAAACGCAAGCGCAAAGGAGGGGAGAGUGAUGAUGAUGAUGAGGAAGAUGAUGACAGCGAUGAACAGGGAGAGGAGGAUGAAGACGAAGAUGAUUUUGGUGGGAAGAAAGGGAAGAAAGCCGAGGCGUGUGAAGAUGAGGAUGAAGGUGAUCAAUCCACAAGCAUUGAGGAGCUGGAGAGACAGAUUGAGAAGCUCAGCAAGCAACAGACUCAGAUCCGUCGGAAGCUGUUCGAGGCCUCUCAUUCCCUGCGCUCGGUGAUGUUCGGUCAGGACCGGUAUAAAAGACGCUACUGGGUGCUGCCGCAGUGUGGCGGGAUCUUUGUGGAGGGUCUGGAGAGUGGAGAGGGUCCAGUGGAGUUGCAGAGAGAGCGUGAGAGGUUGAAGAACGCUCACCUCGUCCAAGUCAAAGUGGAGCCGGCAGAGGAACCUGAUGAAAAAUACGGCAACACUGAGGUGAAACGCGAACCUCCGCAGAAUGUAGAUUCUCUCAACCUCUUCUUGCAGAAGCCUGGCUCUUUCUCCAAGCUCAGCAAGCUGUUGGAAGUGGCCAAGAUGUCCUCUGAGGUCUCUUGUCACCAAAAUGGUAGUCCAAAACAGCAGACUACAAUAACCAGCAGCCCUGAUCCUGAUCACUCUCGUCUUCUCAACAACACCUACCUCACUAAUGCGCAACAGCAGAUCCGUAACGACCAGCUCUACAAAGUAUUGACCGAAAGGAACCCUCAUUGGUUCAGUCUACUGCCACGCUCUCCAUGUGACGUCUCAUCUCUGACUGAAAGUCCACAUUCAGCGUCGUCAUCUUCCUCACCACAAACUUCCAAUGGCAGAGCCCGAUCCCCAUUUGCCACCUGUCCAUCGAGCACAGCAGGAAUCAACAACUUUUCAUUAGCAGCACUGCAGAUGAAGUCUGGGGUGCCCAUAAUAGAUCUGCCGUUCUGUGCUUGGUCCAAUGGAAAUCUGAAUCCAAAUGUGACGUUCUCUGGGAUUUCCAUGGCCCAGAUUCUCAGUGGCGUUCACCCGCUCUCAGAGGGCAACGUCAGUGUGAGCAGCAGCAAAAGCGAUUCCCCAGAGUCUCCAGCGGAGAAACCCCUCUCCACACCCUCACCUGCGAUCGAGGUGGCUAGAAAUCAGGAUUACCCGUCACCUGAACCUAUUCCUGAAGAGAUGUUGACAGGCUGGUGGAAGGUGACGGACAUUGAGGAGUUACGAUCCAUAGAGAAAGCCUGCCAUUCCCGAGGGAUCAGAGAGAAGCAGCUGCAGAAACAACUGCAGAAACACAUGGAUUACAUCGGCCAGGUGUGCAGCAGGAACAGAGAUGUCACUGUAAUCGACAUCUCUGAGCUGGAGGAGAAUCAGGUCUCGGAGGACACCGUCCAGAGCUGGUGUGUGGAAGAACAGGCCAUGGACAUGGACAUCGGUGUCCUGCAACAGGUCGAGGAACUGGAACACAAAGUCACUUCAGCCAGUCUGCAGGUUAAGGGCUGGAUGCAUCCAGUUCCACAGUCACAAAGUGAAGACCUGGUCUAUUACGAGCACAAACCUGUCGUGGAUAACUGCAAAGAAAGCAGCGACUGUGGCAUUGUGCGUCGUGCGAACAAUCCUCUGGAUAUCGCAGUGACGCGUCUGGCAGAGCUGGAGAGGAACAUUGAGCGAAGGUAUCUGAAGAGCCCUUUAAGCAGCACCAUUCAGAUCAGACUGGAUAACGUGGGCACGGUCUCCGUACCGGCCCCUGCGCCAUCACCUGCUAGAGCUGAUGGUGAAGGGGCUGAGGAAGAUCUGGCUCCAGGACUGAGACAGUGGCGUAAAGCUCUCAGCGAGGUGCGCAGUGCGAGUCAGCUCUCUCUCUGUAUACAGCAGCUGCAGAAGUCCAUCGCCUGGGAGAAAUCCAUCAUGAAAGUGUACUGUCAGAUAUGCCAUAAGGGGGACAACGAGGAGCUCCUGCUGCUGUGUGAUGGAUGUGAUAAAGGCUGCCACACGUACUGCCAUAAACCCAAGAUCACCACCAUACCAGACGGAGACUGGUUCUGCCCGGCCUGCAUAUCCCAGGCGAGCAGUCAGUCCCUGAAGACCAAGAAGCCCUUGAACCGUUCAAGCGGAGGCCUGAAGAAACCUGCCGAGGCCAAACGCCACAGGAAACCAUCUGUAGCCGGAGACAACUCGGAGGACGAUUCAGGCAGCGCCAACAGCACUCCCAAAAAAGUGUCAAAGGAAAUAAAAAAGAGAAAGACAGAGGAGAAUCCUUCCCCAAACCCAGCGUGUGUGAAGAAACCCAAAACCGUCAGAGAUGACAGUAAAGACUUGGCCAUGUGCAGGAUACUCUUGGCUGAGCUGGAGAGUCAUCAGGACGCCGGCCCGUUUCUGACACCCGUCAACUCCAAAUCUGUCCCGGGAUACCGCAAGGUCAUCAAGAAGCCCAUGGACUUCUCCACGAUCAGAGACAAACUCACCAACAGCCAGUACUUGAAUCUUGAGACUUUUAUUAUUGAUGUGAACCUGGUGUUUGAUAACUGUGAGAAGUUCAACGAGGAUAACUCAGACAUUGGGCGGGCGGGACACACGAUGAGAAGGUUUUUCCAGAGGAGAUGGACCGAGCUGUUGAGGCAGAACUCCCUGAAAGCGGCUCUCGGCACAUGAGCUCGUUCCAGAUCCGCUGGAUGAUGAAGAGUCACUCAGACCAGCAUUACGCACAGAAUCACCUCAUUCACAUGACGUUUCACGCCUGCUUUGGUUGCUGGAGGACACGCUUAAAUCAAGUACAGGGACGACUGUGAGCAAAUGAACUUUUCUUUCAACGUUUUGAAAAUAUCCUUCCACUACCUGUAAAUAUAUUUGUUUUUUUUUUUUUUUAAAUAAACAUUAAUAUUAUAGUGAA
Ctenopharyngodon idella (grass carp) is the source of this 6728-nucleotide messenger RNA. RefSeq names its product bromodomain adjacent to zinc finger domain protein 2B. NCBI's taxonomy places the organism in Eukaryota, Metazoa, Chordata, Actinopteri, Cypriniformes, Xenocyprididae. The coding region runs from base 239 to 6490 and encodes 2083 amino acids. Gene Ontology annotation, molecular function: DNA binding; protein binding. The transcript is spliced from 38 exons. The record is from RefSeq and is a predicted model, not a curated record.